Magnusiomyces paraingens is the source of this 807-nucleotide messenger RNA. RefSeq lists its product as uncharacterized. Gene Ontology annotation, cellular component: proteasome core complex. The transcript has a single exon. The record is from RefSeq and is a predicted model, not a curated record. Bases 1 to 807 code for a protein of 268 amino acids. NCBI's taxonomy places the organism in Eukaryota, Fungi, Ascomycota, Dipodascomycetes, Dipodascales, Dipodascaceae.
AUGGAUCAUUUUCAAACAAACUGGGGCCGCCCUCGCGAUGACAUUUAUGGUUCAUACGAUAAACGAAUCCAUGAAGCCAGUGAUGCUGCUGCCGCUGCAAACAUCCCCACUACAAAUACCCAAGCUCCUAUCGUCACCGGUACCUCAGUCAUCGCCAUUAAGUUCAACAAGGGCGUCAUCAUUGCUGCAGAUAAUCUUGCUUCCUACGGCUCGCUUGCACGGUUCACCGAUGUUGAGAGAUUGCUGCCUGUAGGCCGCGACACGGUUGUUGGUGUUGGCGGUGAUAUCUCCGACUACCAGUACCUUCAGCGAGUUUUGGAGCAGCUGGAAAUAAAUGACAACUAUGAUAAUGAUGGCUUGGAGCUGACGGCCUCUAACGUCUUCCAUUAUAUUUCUAACAUCAUGUACAACCGCCGUUCGCGCAUGAACCCCCUCUGGAACGCCAUUGUCGUUGCAGGCGUCGACCCAGUCACAAAGGAACCCUUCCUCUCGACUGUCGAUCUUCGCGGUGUUACUUACUCGGCCCCCACCCUGGCCACUGGUUUUGGCGCAUACCUUGCGGUUCCUCUGCUGCGCCAACUUGUCGAUGACGAAAAGGAUGUGGAAAAGGUUACCGAGGAAGAGGCUCGCAAGAUGAUUGAUACAUGCAUGAAGGUGCUUUUUUACAGAGACGCGCGGUCACUUGAUAAGUACAGCGUCGCUACAAUUACUGCUGACGGUGUCAAGUUUGACAAGAACGUGCGACCUGAAAAUAUGAACUGGAAUUUUGCUGGAGGUAUCAAGGGAUACGGCACCCAGGACGAGUAG